GGUUUGGCAAAUGAAGGAGUUUGGAGUACACCAUUCUUGGACUCGGUUGUUUAGCAUUAGUGACUCUGAAAAAAUUAAUCAGUUGCCCUGUUUUGCAAUCUGCAUAUCUGAUCAUGGUGAUGCUCUAUUGUUGUCGGUUUCUGAUUUGCACCAAGGAGUUCUCUACACACUUAGAGAUAAUAAAUUAGAAGGCAAGAAAAUUGCUAAUGAAAUACAUGGUUCCUAUACUGAGAUUUACAUUGAAAGUUUGGUUUCACCUUGUUCAGAACUCUCUUUGCCACUGAGACAAGCCAGAAAGGCAUUCUGAAGCUGAAACAACACCAAUUUUAUAAUUGAAAUGAUGAGAGCAAUGUGGCAGCAUAGGAGGCAAACUUGCUGAUGACUAAUGAGGUUUUCUGCAGUUUACCAACACAACACUCGGAGGACAUAACAGCUAUACACCUCAAACCAAUUUCAUUAGUAUCGUGGCCUCUAUUAUAAUCACUCGUAUAAAAUAGUGCACAAUGUUUGGCAUAAAUGUGACAAAUUCACCAAUUUCCAAUGAAACCUGCAUGGAUGCCACAUGCUCUCACAUUGAUUGAGAGAUACCUUAUAGCUAGCUGUCAGUGCUACCUGUUUUCUUGGCCUAUAGAAUUGAAGUAUGAACAUGAUUGGCUUCUAUAUAUAAAGAGAGUCAAGGACUUGGUAUAACAACACAAACACAACAUAAUUCAGCUUCAUUCCUCUGAGAAAAGAAAAACCACCACCAAAAGAGCAAUUAAGCAUGGCAAACAAGUACCAUGUUCGUUCAAAUAGUUUUCCUUCUGCAUCUCAUCCUAACGCCAUCAGGGUAGAGGAGGAUCUGAGCAAGAUCAAGGCUUGGGAAGCCACAUCCACAUCAAAAUCAAUUGGAUCCGGCCUUUCCUUGCUUGAAGAUUUGUUCAUUAGCUUGGAAGAUCUUCUCAACAUGGCUUCAAUCCAAAAAGCGAUUUCUCAACAUCAAGGUGAAAAAAGCAUGGAAGAACUGUUGGAUGCUUCAGUGACAAUCUUGGACAUCUGUGGGAUCACAAGGGACACCAUGUCACAGAUUAAGGAAAAUGUUCAAGCCCUUCACUCUGUUCUUCGAAGGAGAAAGGGAGAUUCAAGCAUUGAAAAAAGUGUAGCUGAAUACAUCUUCUUGUCUAAGAAAGUGAAGAAGAAUGCCAAAAAGUUGAUCACAUCUUUGAAGAAGAUGGAUGCCAAAUUUGGAGCGUCACCAAUCUUGAAUCAAGAUCACCAACUCAGUGCUGUGAUUAGAGUGCUUAGAGAAGUCAUUGCAAUGAGCAUGUCUACAUUCCAAUCCCUUUUAUCAUUCUUGGCCGUGCCUGCUUCAAAGUCAAAGACAUAUAAAUGGUUAGUGGUAGCAAAGUUGAUGCAUAAAGGGGUGAUUGCUUGUGAACAGAACAAAGAGAAUGUCAAUGAAUUCCAUUGUGUGGAAGCAUCUUUAAGCACCCUUUUAUGUGAAACCGCAAAUAGUGCAAAGGUGAAGGUUGCACAUGAAAAUUUGGAGGCUUUAGAGAAUGCCAUUGAAAGUCUUGAGAAUGAUUUGGAGAGAGUAUUUAGGCAUUUGGUAAAAACCAGAGCCUCCCUUCUCAACAUGAUGACUCUAUAGAGUGUGCUCAAUCAGUCUUUAAUUAGUUCUCCAAAUCCUGCAAAUGAUCCAAAUUUUAGGGAUCUGAUGAGGAUUGGAAAAUUUUGCCUAAUCAUCAAUCUGUACAUGAUGUAUACAAUACAAUUCAAUAGUCAUACAAUCAAAUACAAUGAAAAGUUCAUACUCCAUAUUUUGGUUUGUCAA
This is a messenger RNA of Lotus japonicus, 1813 nucleotides long. RefSeq lists its product as uncharacterized. The transcript has 2 exons. Gene Ontology annotation, biological process: root development; shoot system development. The record is from RefSeq and is a predicted model, not a curated record. Bases 764 to 1630 code for a protein of 288 amino acids. NCBI's taxonomy places the organism in Eukaryota, Viridiplantae, Streptophyta, Magnoliopsida, Fabales, Fabaceae.